Molecule: messenger RNA, 266 nt
Organism: Staurois parvus
Lineage: Eukaryota; Metazoa; Chordata; Amphibia; Anura; Ranidae
Source: the annotation of a GenBank genome assembly
AUGGGCACUGAUGAGGAGGCACUGAUGGGCACUGAUAUGUGGCAUUGAAGUGCACUGAAGAAGCUUCCAGAGCUUAUGGCAGGAGCAGGGGCGAACUGACAACUCAUGGGGCCCCCAGGCAAUAGGGGAUCAUGGGGCCCCUGUGUCUUUGCCGAAACUCAAAAAAGCCUAUGAAAAAAUGUACCAGGGGCAUCUCAUGGAGCCCCCUACUGACCCUGGGCCCUUGGGCAGUGCCCGAGUUUCCUAACGGUCAGUCUGCCCCUGGG